Messenger RNA from Sphenostylis stenocarpa, 1944 nucleotides. The record is from the annotation of a GenBank genome assembly. NCBI's taxonomy places the organism in Eukaryota, Viridiplantae, Streptophyta, Magnoliopsida, Fabales, Fabaceae.
AUGAACACCAUUCUUUGCCUCCGCCUGAGGCUGAGUCCAACACCUCUUUUCUAUUAUUACACCAAAUCCCCUUUUCUGCAACCCUCUCUCUUUUUCUCAACAACCACUUCUGAUCCCCACGCCUUCACCAUUUCCUACCUCACCAACACCUGCGGCUUCUCGCGCGAGGUCGCUCUGAAACUAACCAAACGAAUUCGUUUCAACUCCGCCGAUAAACCUGAUUCCGUCAUCUCCUUCUUCCGAACCCACGGUUUCUCCACCUCCCAAAUCCACCACAUCUUCUGUCGAGGCCCCGAUCUCAUGCUAUGCAACCCUACCCAAAGGCUUCUCCCCAAAUUCCACUUCUUGGCUUCCAAAGGCGCUUCUCCCUCCGUGAUCGUUAACAUGGUCACCAAGAGCCCCCGUUUCCUCCGUUACAGCCUCAACAACCACAUCAGUCCCACCUUCCAAAUGCUCCGGACGUUCCUUCCCUCCGACCACAAAGCCCUCUCAGUUUUCGUCGCCUGUCCCAAUUUCAUUGGCGACUGUCGCGUCGCGUCCAACGUUGACAUGUUGCUGGACGCCGGAGUCAAGCACUCUAGCAUUCGCUUGUUGCUCCGCUGUCGUCCUUCGGUUCUCUGCUCCGACCUGAGAACUGCCAUGGAGGAAGUGAAGCUGUUGGGGUUUAACCCUCUGAAGCUGACUUUCAUUCUGGCGCUUCUGGCCAAAAGGGCUGUUUCGAAAUCCCUUUGGGAUGCCAAAGUCGAUGUCUUGAAGAAAUGGGGUUGGUCUGAGGAUGAGAUUUUGGUUGCGUUUAGGAACCAGCCUAACAUGAUGCUGCGCUCAACGAAGAAACUUAAUGCAGUGAUGGAGUUUUGGGUAGGUAGACUUGGUUGGGAUCAUUCCGCGCUUGUUGCGUCCCCAACGUUGUUUUCGUACAGUUUGGAGAACAGGGUUGUUCCGAGGGCUUUGGUUGUGCAGUAUCUUCUCUCCAAAGGACUGGUGAAGAAGGAUGCUAGCUUGGUCACCCCGUUUGGUAUGUCUGAUGAGUGGUUUCUGGAAAAGUAUGUGAGACGUUUCAAGGAGGAAACGCCCAGGUUACUAGAGCUAUAUCAGGAGAGCAAGAAGUUUUCUCGCUGUAGAAAGCCUUUGCAAUUAAUUUUGAUAUCGAUUCCCUUCAGCCCUUCUUCUCGAGCGCAAGAGGCUAUACAAAUCAAAUUUCUUUCUUACUAUGGUGACAAUUCAAUUUUGAGCCAGUUUAGAACUGAUGACAUAUCAGAAAUGCUUGCCUUGCUUAGGCAAUCUGGCACUGAUUCUGCCAUGAAUUUGAAGAAAGGUUAUUCUUCUUCCAGGGCAGCUGGUGCUUCAUCCCUUGACAUUGUUUACAUUGUGACCACCAGCCCUCAUUUCCUCAGACGAAGCUUGGAGAAUCAUAUAAUCCCAGCAUAUGAACUUGUAGGCGGGUUCCUCCAAUCCUUGUUUACAGACAAGCAAAUCAUUGAUUUUCUGAUUCAGAAACAUUAUUUAUUUGAUGACGGCCAUCUGGUACCUAAUGUCAAAUUGUUGCUUGAUAAUGGAGUUACCCGCUCAAACAUUGUUAAAUUCUCCAGAGAUGGCCUAUUGUACUCUGCUCUGGCUCUGGCAACUUUAAACAAAAGCAAAUGGACCGAGAAGAUUAACACUUGUAAAAGUUGGGGGUGGUCCCAAGAACAAGUUCUUCUAGCAUUUAGGAGGCAGCCAUAUUGUAUGCUGUCAUCCCCUGCUAAAAUUAAUGCAGUGAUGAGUUAUUUGGUCGAGCAGGGCUUCCGUUGUGCAGCUUCUUAUCUCAAGUAUGUGAAACGUUUUAAGGAGGAUUCUUCACAUCUGUUAAAGCUGUACACAGAAAAGAUGAGUCUUGGAAAUGAUAGGGAUAGCACUUAUGACUUUUGUCAGAUAGCUAGUUUAGCCUCAGCUAGAAAUUUGUGA